AUAAUCUUUUGCAUUCUUGUUGUGUGUGGUUCAGGUUCAGGUUCAGGGGCAUCUCUCCUCUUUUCUUUCCCUUGCCGCCAUUAGCCCAAGCAGCUAUCUGGAUUCUGGAGAGUUGUUCUCUGGUACUAGUUCUCUAGCGCACGAACAACAUCCGCGACGAAGCGCAUCCAUGGCAGUGGCACCGACGAGAGCGGAGGCACUGUCCCUCUUCCGGUCCCUCCUCCGCACGGCAAGGCAGUUCUCUGACUACAACAUCCGCGAGUACACGCGCCGCCGCGCCGCGGACGCCUUCCGUGAGAACCGUGCCCUCGGCGACACGGCUGCCGCGGCGGCAGCAUUCGCGGACGGGAAGAAGCAGCUGGAGGUGGCAAAGCGGCAGGCGGUGGUGUACUCUCUGUACGCCCCAAAGGCCAAGAGCAUCAUGGAGAUGAAGUUGCAGUGAUCGACGCGAGAGGUUCGAGGAAAAUUGGUGCAAUCAAAGCUGAGAUGUUAUCAUGUUUGCUGGAUAAUUGCCAUGACAUGGUUGCUAUGAGUUGAAUAAAUCAGUCAAUUCCACGAUUUUGGUCUCUUGUGUUCAACAUACCAUUACCUGUUAACUGUGGUUGGAUUGGUGCCGAUUGCAGCACUUCGACCAGGGCUCCUCGUUGCUGCUGGGGUCCCUCGUCCUGUUGCCGGCUUGCAGCCACCAGUCACCGUUGCUGGUGGUGGUGCCUUGUACCUGCUGCUCUCCGUCCUGAUGGCCAUGGCCUUCGUCCCACUGGACGAGCUAAGAGAUCUAGUGCAUCUGUUCUGAAUUUUUCAGGACGGUUCAUGUGUCCUGUAUUGUUCUAUGCUAUGUGUUCCCAUUUUUGUUUUUGUUGUAUGCUAUGACAUUGUUGCUGCUCUGAUCUUUUUUUUUUUCUGAAAUAAUGAAGAUAAGCUUGCUAGUAUUUGCUUUUUGGGCUAUCGAUGUGGUCUUAAUUGUUGCUGGUCCUAAUCCUUGUGGUUUUGUGUUUCUUAUUCAUGUACUGGGCAUAAUUAUAUAUAUUUGUCUCAACUUUUUUUUUUCAGAAAUAAAAUUUGUACAGAUAA
Oryza sativa Japonica Group (Japanese rice) is the source of this 1071-nucleotide messenger RNA. The record is from RefSeq and is a predicted model, not a curated record. Lineage: Eukaryota; Viridiplantae; Streptophyta; Magnoliopsida; Poales; Poaceae.